CAGAUCUGUUCCACUGCCUUGUGCUUUACAUCCGCUGUCAAAAUGGUAGAUGUCUUCUGUGCCACCUGGAAACUGAUAGACAGCCAAAACUUUGAUGAGUACAUGAAAGCUCUAGGAGUGGGUUUCGCCACCAGACAGGUUGGAAAUGUGACAAAACCCACAGUGAUUAUUAACCAAGAAGGGGACAAAGUGGUGAUCAGAACCCAGAGCACAUUUAAGAACACAGAGGUCAGCUUUAAGCUAGGGGAAGAAUUUGAUGAAGCCACAGCAGAUGACAGGAAUUGUAAGUCCACUGUAACCCUAGAAGGGGAUAAAUUGGUGCAUGUACAGAAAUGGGAUGGAAAAGAGACCAAGUUUGUAAGGGAAAUCAAAGAUGGCAAAAUGAUUAUGACCCUUACUUUUGGUGAUAUUGUUUCUGUUCGUCAGUAUGAGAAGGCAUAAUAUGGCAUUAUCUGAUGUGUGACCACUGCUUGCCCAAGUGUCACUUCUCUUGAAGACUGGGAGGAAGUUCAUCUUUACUGACAGUUACAUCAUGAACUUUAUACCUUCUGCAAUAGAAAUCAUAUGUCCAGUUCUGUGUACACUGCCAACUUGUACCACCGAAUUUUUAUUGCUGGAUACUAUGUAACAACUUUUUUAUUAAAGUUUUGAAAUUCUUGUAUUUUUA
Molecule: messenger RNA, 667 nt
Organism: Xenopus tropicalis (tropical clawed frog)
Lineage: Eukaryota; Metazoa; Chordata; Amphibia; Anura; Pipidae
Gene: fabp7
Product: fatty acid binding protein 7, brain
Exons: 4
Coding region: 43-441 (132 amino acids)
Molecular function (GO): lipid binding
Source: RefSeq, marked provisional